CUAAGGGAACAAGCGAACUACGGAAAGAGCGGGAUAGGGAAAGAGCGAAGUACGGAAACAGCGAACUACGGAAAGAGCGAAAUACUGAAAGAACAACCAACGGAAAGGGCAGGCUAGGGAAGGAGCGGCCCAAGAGCAAGAGCGGCGGCCUAGACCGCGAGGGAAGAAGCGACCGCUGAGGAGCAACUGCCGUUCAAAAGAAUCUAGUGUUGCAUUUACUUCAACCCCCAAACCAUGCCGAGACUCUACAUAGCCAUGUAUGAGGCCGGAACCGGGAACUACGAGCACUGGGCUCUUUGUCUCGACGACGAGGACGGGAAUGUACCGACCAUCUUCGAGGUUAGCGGCGAAGAUGGCACCUUUGAGAAAAGCGCUGUUCAGGAUGAGCCAGAGAACAGGCUCUUACACAAGCGAAACCUUGCUGUUGGAGAAGUUAACGAGCGUGAUAUCCCCGAGUUGCUGAAAGUGAUUGAUGAUGCGAAGGUGGAUAAUGAGACCACGGAGUGGAAUUGCCAGGACUAUGUGAUUGAACUACUAGAAAUGCUUUAUGAGGAGUGCAUUAUUGACGAGGAUGACAAGGAGUAUAAGAGGGGUAUGAAGAAGGCGAAGGAUAAGUAUUUUGGCCCGCUAUAAAAUGCUGUUUUUACAUUGCCUGAAAUGCGAG
This is a messenger RNA of Pseudogymnoascus verrucosus, 664 nucleotides long. RefSeq lists its product as uncharacterized. Bases 235 to 633 code for a protein of 132 amino acids. The record is from RefSeq and is a predicted model, not a curated record. Lineage: Eukaryota; Fungi; Ascomycota; Leotiomycetes; Thelebolales; Thelebolaceae. The transcript has 2 exons.